AUGGCGCAUUCCAAGACCUCCGCUACCUCAUCUACUGAUGGUAGUAAAGAUGACGGUCUUAAAGUCGUACACGCAGGCCUUUACCGUACGGGAACCGCUUCCAUGGCCGAAGCCUACCGGAUCCUAGGGUACAAGACGCACCACGCACUUGCAAAUGUCUGGGAAGUCCCCUGGGGGCAGAUAGAGCAAGCAGCCGAAGCCACCUGGCCCCAUCUUGCUGAACUCCCAGAGUACACCUACAGGAGGAAAGACGGCUGGGUGACGCCUCGUCCGCCGUUCAACAGAGAAGACUGGCAGAAGAUCUGGGGCGACUAUGACAUUGCCACUGAUGUGGCUUCCACCUUUGCGCCGGAACUUAUCGAAGCAUAUCCCAAUGCAAAGGUCGUCGUCGUGCAGAGAAAGUUUGAAAGCUGGUGGCCAUCCUUCAAGUCAGAGCUACUGGGCAGUCUUUACAACAUGAGUUGGCUGCAAAGUUUUAUCGCAUGGAACAUAAUGCGUUUCCGCGCGCCACAUGCAAUGCGAAAAGUUCAUGCAGGAUUCUUCUCCGCCAAUGAAUACUCUCUUGAGUCCAUUGAACCGCGGGCGAAGGAUGCAUACGAAGAGUAUUACCGCAGAGUUCGCGAGGCUGUUCCAAUCGAGAGCGGACGAAGACUGGAGUACACGCUUGGGGACGGGUGGAAGCCACUGUGCGAGUUUUUGGGCAAGGAGGUUCCUGAUGUUGAGUUUCCCAGGGUUAAUGAUCGAGCGAGUCACGGUGCGCAGAUAAAGAGGCAGAGAUCUGAGAUGAAUUGGAGCUUGCUGCGUGUGGGUGGGCCUUUGAUUGUUGCAGUAAUUGCUGCUGUGGUUGCGUACAAGAGAUGGUGA
Fusarium sp. VM40 is the source of this 864-nucleotide messenger RNA. The record is from the annotation of a GenBank genome assembly. NCBI's taxonomy places the organism in Eukaryota, Fungi, Ascomycota, Sordariomycetes, Hypocreales, Nectriaceae.